UGCCGCUGUGGACGGUGUGGAUCGUGGCUGGGCCGGUUGUCCGUUUCUUCCCCUCCCCUACUUUCCUCCUCCCUCCCUCCCUUUCCCUUCCUUGGCGGCUGUCGCCCGGCGGUGGCUGACUCCUUGGCCCCUUCCUAACCCCUCGGACCUUGGUGCCACCGGAUUGGGCCUCGGUUUCUGUUGCCCGGCCCAGCCCCAGUGUAAGGGCGGAGUGUAAGGGGGUGGCUGUGGAGCCGGUGGCGCUGCAGCGGAGAGAAAGGACGACGACGACCCUCCGCUCCUCAGCCCGAUCCCCGCCGCCGCCGCAGCCGCCAUGGCAAUGAGGCAGACGCCGCUCACCUGCUCCGGCCACACGCGCCCCGUGGUCGAUUUGGCCUUCAGUGGCAUCACGCCCUAUGGGUAUUUCUUAAUCAGUGCUUGCAAAGAUGGAAAACCCAUGUUACGCCAGGGAGAUACAGGAGAUUGGAUUGGAACGUUUUUGGGUCAUAAAGGUGCUGUUUGGGGCGCAACACUAAAUAAGGAUGCCACCAGAGCAGCUACCGCCGCUGCAGAUUUCACAGCCAAAGUGUGGGAUGCUGUCUCAGGAGAUGAGUUGAUGACCUUGGCUCACAAACACAUUGUCAAGACUGUGGAUUUCACACAGGAUAGCAAUUACUUGUUAACUGGAGGACAAGAUAAACUGCUGCGCAUCUACGACUUAAACAAACCUGAAGCAGAACCUAAAGAAAUCAGUGGUCACACUUCGGGUAUUAAAAAGGCUCUGUGGUGCAGUGAGGAUAAACAGAUUCUUUCAGCUGAUGAUAAAACUGUUCGCCUUUGGGAUCAUGCUACUAUGACAGAAAUGAAAUCUCUGAACUUUAAUAUGUCUGUUAGUAGCAUGGAAUAUAUUCCAGAGGGAGAGAUCCUGGUUAUUACUUAUGGACGAUCUAUUGCUUUUCACAGUGCAGUAAGCUUGGACCCAAUUAAAUCUUUUGAAGCACCGGCAACCAUCAAUUCUGCAUCUCUUCAUCCUGAGAAAGAAUUUCUUGUUGCAGGUGGUGAAGAUUUUAAACUCUAUAAGUAUGAUUAUAAUAGUGGAGAAGAAUUAGAAUCCUACAAAGGACACUUUGGUCCCAUUCAUUGUGUGAGAUUCAGUCCUGAUGGAGAACUCUACGCCAGUGGUUCGGAGGACGGGACUCUGAGACUGUGGCAGACAGUGGUAGGAAAAACCUAUGGCCUUUGGAAAUGUGUGCUUCCGGAAGAAGAUAGUGGUGAGUUGGCAAAGCCAAAGAUCAAUUUUCCAGAGACAGCAGAAGAGGAGCUAGAAGAAAUCGCUUCAGAAAAUUCAGAUUCCAUCUAUUCUUCGACUCCUGAAGUUAAAGCCUGAGCAUCAAGCAUGUGCCACAGUUAGUAUAUCACGUAAGGACUAAAGGAGCGAGCAGAGGACAGCAUCCGCCUUCAGAGUUACUCUCUGCUUGAUGCCAACGAGCAGUCAACAAUGAGGAAUAUGAAUUGGCCUCUGUGCUGCUGCCGCUGACCUGCUGGAACCUGUGAGUGACAACUCUGCACCCGAGGAGCAGGGAAGCCGGCUCUUGUAAUGCGACAGCCUCUUGUCUUUUUAAUGAAUACGUGCAAGCCAACGUCCGAUUUGUGUCAUUACAAUUAAAUUUCUUGUAGCUUUUUUUGUUAUUAUGGAGGACAAAAAUAUAUUUUGCCUAUUUUUCUGACAUUUCCCUUAAAGCAGAAUGCCUUCUCUCUUUUUUUUUUUUUGUUUUUGUGCUUUAGUUGCAAAGAAGAGGGAAUACAUUAAAGCAAAUGGUUUGAUUUCUCUUGCAUUGUACACUGCUUCUGAACAUCCAAUUAUUUUUAGUUGUCUAAAAUAAAAUGCCUCUAAAGUGAAACAGUGUUUCCUUUCUUUGGGGAAAACUAAUAGGAAUUUUAUUAUAGUAACCAAAUAGUUACUAUGUGGAAUUGGAAUUUUAUAAAUGAAAAUAGCUAGAUAAUUUUUCUAUGUUAUAACUGUAGCAAAAGACAGUUUGAUUAUGGACUAUGGUAAACAUUGUUUUAAAAAGGUUUCCUAUAUUGUCAACACAGCAGAGGACAACUUGGUUAUAGAUGCUAGUAAGCAUUUCCUAAUUUUGAAAUUUGUUUGCUUAUACUUACUUUUUGGAACUUUCAUGUCCUUUGCUGGAGUUAUAUUUACCUUCUGCCCUUCCACACUAGUUAGAAAUGUAUGACUUACAUUUUAAAAUGGUGAGUCAUUUAAAUGAUGCUUGAUAGUUUUAAGAGAAAGUCAGUCAGAUACCUAGACUACCCACAUCCCCCGCCAAGUCUUGUAGACUUGAGUGCUCCUCAGUGUACAGUGGUCAUUUCUGUGUGUGGGCGGGUAGAUAUGAGUUUAAGAGGGUGGCAUAAGCUGGCAUGUCAUGUUUAACGUCUGUCAUUUUAUUUUACCUUAUCCUUUAAAGUUUGGGUAGCAUUCAAAAAAUUCUUUUUACUAACUCUUUAAUAAACUGGAUCAAUUAAA
Molecule: messenger RNA, 2506 nt
Organism: Cavia porcellus (domestic guinea pig)
Lineage: Eukaryota; Metazoa; Chordata; Mammalia; Rodentia; Caviidae
Gene: Strap
Product: serine/threonine kinase receptor associated protein
Exons: 10
Coding region: 314-1366 (350 amino acids)
Biological process (GO): spliceosomal snRNP assembly
Cellular component (GO): SMN complex
Molecular function (GO): protein binding; RNA binding
Source: RefSeq, a predicted model, not a curated record